Messenger RNA from Fraxinus pennsylvanica, 2001 nucleotides. Lineage: Eukaryota; Viridiplantae; Streptophyta; Magnoliopsida; Lamiales; Oleaceae. The record is from the annotation of a GenBank genome assembly.
AUGGGCAACACAGAUUUUGAGUGUGUGCACAGUGUAGUAAUUCCACCACCACAGCCAUUUUUGAAGUCAUUGAAGAACAAUCUCAAGGAAACAUUUUUUCCCGACGAUCCUCUCCGGCAAUUCAAGAACCAGCCGCCGGCGAAGAGGUUCAUAUUAGGCCUCCAGUACGUUUUUCCGAUACUCGAAUGGGGCCGGAAAUAUAAUUUGGAAUUCUUUAAGGCUGAUCUUAUUGCCGGAAUCACCAUAGCCAGCCUUGCUAUUCCUCAAGGAAUAAGUUACGCAAAGCUUGCAAAUUUGCCUCCAAUUCUUGGCCUAUAUUCGAGCUUUGUCCCUCCAUUGGUCUAUGCAGUAAUGGGAAGUUCAAGAGAUUUGGCAGUUGGAACUGUUGCUGUUGGAUCACUUCUCACGGCUUCAAUGCUGAGUGAUGUAGUGAAUAUAAAUGAUAACCCCACAGUCUAUCUUCAUCUUGCUUUUACAGCAGCACUCUUUGCCGGGCUUCUCGAAACAGUUCUAGGCAUUUUUAGGCUAGGGUUCAUAGUGGAUUUCCUGUCCCAUGCAACAAUAGUAGGGUUCAUGAGUGGUGCAGCCACUGUUGUGAGCCUACAACAAUUAAAAGGGAUACUUGGCCUCAGCCAUUUUACUCAUGCCACUGAUGUUGUCUCGGUUAUGCGUUCUAUUUUUUCCCAAACUCAUAAGUGGAGAUGGGAAAGUGCAUUGCUGGGAUGUUGUUUCCUUUUCUACCUACUGGUUGCCAGAUAUGUCAGCAAAAAGAGACCAAAUCUCUUCUGGAUAUCAGCAACAGCUCCGUUGAUAUCAGUUAUUUUGGGAACUUUACUGGUUUACCUUACCCAUGCUGAAAAGCAUGGUGUUCAAGUGAUUGGACACUUGAAGAAAGGGAUAAAUCCACCAUCAAUUAUGAAUCUUGAAUUUGGAUCACAAUAUCUGUCAACCGUAAUCAAAACUGGUUUCGUCACGGGCAUCAUUUCUCUUGCCGAAGGUAUAGCUGUGGGCAGAAGCUUUGCCAUGUUCAAGAAUUACCACAUUGAUGGAAACAAAGAAAUGAUUGCUUUUGGAAUGAUGAAUAUUGUUGGUUCUUGCACUUCCUCUUACCUCACCACUGGGCCAUUUUCGCGGUCAGCAGUGAACUUCAAUGCAGGAUGCAAAACAGCAGUUUCUAACAUUGUUAUGGCAUUAUCAGUGAUGAUAACAUUGUUGUUCUUAACACCAUUGUUCCACCAUACCCCACUUGUAGUUCUGUCUUCAAUUAUAGUUGCUGCAAUGCUUGGCCUAAUAGACUAUGAAGCUGCAAUCCAUCUUUGGCACGUAGACAAAUUCGACUUCGUAGUGUGCAUGAGUGCUUACUUGGGCGUCGUUUUUGCCGACAUUGAGAUUGGCCUAAUCUUGGCAGUUGGAUUAUCUGUUCUUAGGGUGCUUUUAUUUGUUGCAAGACCAAGAACCUUUGUUCUUGGAAAUAUCCCAGAUACUGGGAUUUACAGAAGUGUCGAUCAAUAUCCAAACACGAAUAAUGUUCCCGGGAUUUUGAUACUAGAGAUCGACGCUCCCAUUUACUUUGCGAAUGCUAGCUACUUGAGAGAAAGAAUUUUGAGAUGGAUUGACGAUGAAGAAGAUGAGAUAAAAUCAUCGGGCAAUUCGAGAUGGAUCGAUGAUGAAGAAAAUGAGAUAAAAUCAUCGGGAAAAACGAGCUUACAAUACGUCAUACUAGACAUGAGUGCCGUUGGAAACAUUGAUACGAGCGGGAUUAGCAUGUUUGAGGAGGUUAAGAAGAUCAUUGAUAGAAGAGGCCUCAAGCUUGUAUUAGCCAACCCUUGUGGAGAGGUGAUGAAGAAGCUGAACAAGUCAAAAUUCAUAGAUACAAUAGGCCAUGAAUGGAUUUUCUUGACGGUGGGAGAGGCUGUUGGAGCCUGCAAUUACACGCUUCACACUAGCAAACCAAAUUUGGCUUCCUCUGAUGAACUAAAGAAAUGUAGCAGCAAUGUGUAA